AUGCAGAAGACGGUGUGGGUAAAUCCCGCUACCCUGGGCAAGCGGAAAGGGGCUGGUGGUCAUGAUCGGGAUGUGCGAAUGAAGGAUAAAGAGGAGGAGGGCGGAUCGAAGAGGGGGGUGGUCCUGGCGCUGCCUGCCUCCGAGAAGUCAUCGGGGACGAGGCCUGAGAAGCAGCAGGAGAAAGUGGCGCUGCCUUCAGUGCAGGGGAAGGGGACAAAGGCUGAGGUUCCUAGAGGGGAAGCCAGGAUAUCGAAGGCGGGGGCGGUAGGGGAUCGAGGAGCAGGGGCGGAGGAUGCUAAAUCGAGAACAGGCGGGGCGGCAGAGGAUCGUGGAAAGCAGGGAGUGGGGGUCCCGAAGGCUGGGGGUGGAUCGAAGGAAGGGAAGGGGAAGCAGGUGGUCCAACCUAAUCUGGGAAAGGUAAAGAUUGAUCAUAAAUCCACAGCUGGUGGGCACGGUUCUCUCUCGAAACCGAAAGUUGUCCUGAAGGUGCGGGGGGAAGUGCUCAAAAAGGAGUCGGGUGAGGGGAAGGGGGUUGGAGGGGAUCAGUUGGCUGGUGGGGCGAAGGAAGCUAGAAAGGAAGGGAACCAGGGACUGGACAGCAUGGGCGGGAGGAAGGAGGGACUUGCGAAGGGAGCUGACGAGAGUGGGGAAGGGGUUGCCAAGCAGGCAGGCAUUGCAGCGGCGAUCGGGGGUGGUAACAAGGGUCUGGCGCAGUCUUCAGAUUCCACACCCUCGGGUCAACAGGUGGCUUUCCGGAUGACGGCUCAUUCGGAGGAGGAGAUGGGGGACAGGAAACGAUCGGCGGAUCUUGUAGAGGAUCUGGCGAAAGAUCCCACUCCGGUGAAGAAAUUAUGCCUGGAUGAUCCGGUGGACGAGGCGCUGCCUCAUGUGGUUCCGAUUGGGGACGAAACUGAUGGAAUUAAUGGUGAAUUUGUACAGGUGGAGGAAGCCGGCCUUGAGCGGCCCCAUCUAGCCAAAUGA
Linum trigynum is the source of this 981-nucleotide messenger RNA. The record is from the annotation of a GenBank genome assembly. NCBI's taxonomy places the organism in Eukaryota, Viridiplantae, Streptophyta, Magnoliopsida, Malpighiales, Linaceae.